AUGGGCGUCCGCGGACUCACGCGCUACUGCCAGCAGCACGAGGCGGCCACGUCCGAGGACGUGUCGGACCUGCGCGACGUGACGCUGGCCGUGGACUUCGUGGGCUUCCUCUUCCACCUGUGCGACGAGCUGUUCCGCGCGAGCGGCGCGUCGGCCUCGUGGCUGCUGCUGGGCGGCUGCCCGCUGCGUCUGGAGCGCCACGUGGACGCGUGGCUGCGCAGGCUGCGCGCGCGCAACGUGCGCCUCGUGUUCGUGACGGACCCGCCGCAGUGCUUCGGCGGCGAGAGCCACCGCAAGGGCCACUGCCUGCAGGACCGCGCGCAGCAGAAGAGGGCGCAGAUCGAGCAGCUCGGCCGCAGCCUCGAGACGACAAUCGUUGGUGCCCAGGAGGCUGCAACUUCUGGCACUCCCGGGACUGCAGCUCCAGCUCCAGCUUCGACGGACUCGAGGGAGUCGAGCCCCAGCGCCAGCCCGCACCAGAAGGACCGCGUGGCCAAGACGCUGCUGCAGACCAACGGCCGCUUCCCGUUCGCCAGGGAGAAGCUGCGCGGCGUGCUCAAGAAGCAUGGGAUCGGCAUCCAGACGGCCAGGCGCGAGGCGGACGAGGAGCUGGGCGAGCUCGUGAGAGCGGGCCAGGCCUACGCCGUGCUGGCCGAGGACUCGGACUUUCUGGUCAUGAGCGGCGUCAAGUACAUUCCCUUUGGAAAGUUGAGCUUCUAUGAGGACGAAGAAGGGGGGGCCAAGGUACGCGCGAGGGUUUUUUCGUCGGAGCUGGUGGCCGAGUCUCUUGGCCUUGAAGUGGAGCAGCUCGUGGACCUAGCGCUCAUCUGCGGCAACGACUUCACGUCGCUGCUGGACAACGAAUAUGGUAUGGCAGACAUGCUGGACUUCCCUGUGCAGAGGACACAGGCCGGCAGCUCGCUGUACCCCGCGGCUGCAGCCAGGUGGGUGGCGGAGCACUUGCCGACGCUCGAGAACCCUUUCCUGACGCAGAUUGAGGAGAAGAAGGAGGGCUUCUUGCGCGCGUUGUUCGAGAUUUAUCGAUUCUAUGGACAUGGUAAAGCUUUCUUGAAGAGAUUCCCGAUGAAGAUCGAGCCGAUCCUGCCCAACAAGAAGGUGAAGCUCUACAAGAAGCUGAUCGAGCAGUACGAGUACCCGCCCGUGUCGAUUGAUGUGUUGGAAGCGAAAGUUCGGGGGUUGAGUCAGAGGUUUGACCCGUUGAAGUCGGUCCCUGGCCAUGAAGACAAGUCGCUGGAUGAACUGCAAGCGCCGGUGCGACGCUUGUCCUACUUGGUGCUGGACUCGCCAGUGGUGCAAGAGUGCAUAUUGGACAAAGCAGUCGAAGUUCACGUUGCGCCCUUGCCAUGUCUUCGUCCCUUCAUGUCAAUUCCAGUGCAAGGACGCUCUGCUAGGGCGGUAGACCGGAUGCUUCGAUCUUUGGUGUUUGUGUUGCUGUACCAAGAUCCCGAUGGAGGAACCCCCAAGGCAGGACAGCUAGCUGGUAUGCUGGGCAAGACAGACAAGCGAGGGCUUGCAGUGAAGAAUAUUGUGUAUGCUUUGCUGGUCUUGUGGAAACGAGAUCGCACGUACUUGGCCAAUGCUUGUUUGCUGGAUGAUCGCCUGUUGGAGUUGCUGCUGCUGACGUCAUUGGUUUCGCUCUCCGUGGAUUCUUCCAAGCAAAAGUCACCUUCAACAGAACCUGUAUCGUUUGAUGAGCAGCUGCUGACUAUGGAGGUUUACGCGGCUGUGGGUGGAUAUCUGGAGAUACUAAAGCAGCUUCAUCAGUUGCGUCUUGUGAUGGGAAACAAGCUGCCUCAGAACGCUGGCUGUGCAACACUUUUCUCGGGUGAGGUGUUUGUUCAGAUUUGCCGCAUCAUGUUGCAGCAUGAUACUAACGCUGAAUCAAAGUCGAAAAAGCCUGCAAAGAGUGCAUCCGGGUUUACACGGAAGGAAGUGGAGCCGGUGGUGAAAGCUUUUGCCGAGAUUCCUGACAGCAACCUCUUCUGGACCCAAUUCACGUACGUUCGCGCUACGAUGCAGCGCAUGAAAGCGUUGAUCGUACUUCCAGCUGAUCUUGCAGGUGCUGCCGUUGAAAGCAAGAGCGCUGCACUUAAAGCGCUGGAGAAUGCUAUGGUGCAGAAUGCUGCCAGUGAUACUUCGGCGCCUUCCCCGCCAGCACCAGUUGCACCGCCGCUGCCGCCAGCCCCGCCGUUGCCGUCUGACAAUCGGUUUGUGCUACCACUACCGCCUGGACCACCCACAAAGCUCCAGGCUUCAGCGCCGGCAUUUAGCCCUCGCUCAGUAAAGGGGUUGAUGCCUGCCUCUGUCGCCAAACGGCUAGGCACUGAUAGUGCGGUCCGCCAAGGUGGUUCAAUUCCCGAGGCUGAGCCGAAAAAGCCUGUGAGUCUGAAGGGAUUGAUGAAGACGCUACCAGUAUUUGCUCAUCGUGAGGAGAUUUUGGAGAACGUUGCAGACAAUCAGCUGACGAUUAUUCAAGGCGAGACUGGCUGCGGCAAGAGCACGUCUGUGCCUCAGUUUUUGUACGACUCGUGGGCUCGAGACCGGGCUGCUAGCGAGCGUUCAGUGAACAUCUACGUCACGCAGCCGCGGCGAAUCGCUGCGAUCGAGCUUGCCAAUACUGUGGCGAAGAUGCGCGAAGGGAACGAGUUUGAGGAGGACGGCCAAGUAGGCAAAGUCAUUGGCUACAGGAUUGGGCAGAAACAAAUGACUUCCAGCAAGACCAAGAUCACCUACGUCACGACAGGAUACAUGGUCGAGCGUAUCAUCCACGAUCCGGAGGCUUUGAGCAAGAUUACUCACUUGAUGCUGGAUGAAGUUCACGAGCGCAGUAUGGAUGUUGACCUGUUGCUGCUGCUGCUGAAGUUGCAGCUAAAGGAGCACCCUCACCUCCGCUUAGUGAUCAUGUCAGCCACAAUGGAUGCACAGAUUCUGAUUAAAUACCUCGGCAAGGCGCUUUCGACGCGGUUAGUCAGCAGGAAGCCUCUCUUCGUUGGUUCGAAGUUGUUCCCAGUGAAGAACGUGUACCUGGACGAACUUUCUUCGUGGUUCCCAAGUUUGUGGCAGCGUUGUCAAAAGGAGAUGGUGCUCAUGAGAGACCAGUAUCAACUUCUUGCGCAAACUGGCCAAAAUGCCACUAGUCAAAUGGCAAAGAAGGCGAUCUCGAAGAUUCACGAGAAGCAGUUGGUUGUUAUCGAGGAAAUGGUGAGGUCGCUCAUUGAGAGCCACCGCUACCAGACUGGAUCGCAGUGCAUUCUCAUCUUCCUCCCUGGCAUCGGCAGUAUCAACUCACUGUACGAUACGUUGAGCCUUCUUGCGAUGGGAGCGGGAGGCCAGAAUGUCCAAGUCCUCGUGCUUCACUCCGGUAUCGAGCUGGAGCAUCAGCAGGAAGCAUUCAAAUUGCUGGGUGAGAGGUCGACGAAGAUUAUUCUGUCCACGAACAUUGCCGAGAGCAGUGUCACCAUUCCGGAUGUGACUCAUGUGAUCAAUUGUGCCAUCGAGAAGCAGAUCGAGAUGCCCAAUGCGGGCAGCUCACACGCUGAGGUUCUCGUCGACACAUGGUGCUCGCGUGCCUCAGCUCUCCAACGUUCUGGACGAGCUGGACGAGUUAUGCCUGGUACAGCGUUCCAUUUGUUCACCGACGCAUUCCGCGACCGCUGUAUGGCUGAGUACAACACGCCGGAACUGCUGCGAAAACCACUUGAUCGAAUCGUCCUGCAGCUGAAGGGGCGGUUGAACCAGUUUGGAGUUCCCAGCGCGCUUCUCCGCCAAGCCAUGGAUGCCCCGGAUCUCUCGCACAUCGACGGAGCGUACAAGCUGCUGUCGUCUUUCGAUGCCAUUGACUCGGGGGAGGAAGAGGAUUGUCGCCUGACGAAGUUCGGGUCGUUCGUCUGUCAGUUGCCGCUCAGCCUUGAGCUGUGCCGGCUGUUAAUGACGGGUGCCUACAUGGUUCAAGACAACACCAGCAAGGGCGAGUCGUGGCCGCUGCUGCUGAACGUCGUUGUGCUGGUGGCAAUCCUUGCCGUGCCGGACUUGUUUGUGAUGCCCUCGUUCUACCACGCGCAGUCGGCGCAGACGUAUCUGAAGGAGAUGAAGAAGAACCUCAAGGCUAAACUGAAGUUGGAUGAUGGCAUGUGGAGUGAGCCGCUGUCGAUUUGGCUGUUCUACAUGAAGACGAUGAGCGAGCAGUCUGUGAACGUGAAGCGCAACUUGAAUGGCGUGUUCCACAAGAUGUCGAUCUCAGCUCGCCGGUACCAGACGCUGAACUUCUUGAUCUCGGAUCUCUGUGCGCGAUUGAUUUCACUGUCGAAGAACAAAACGGGCGAAUUCAACCAACUCUUGGACGCCAAGACGGUGAUCAUGUUGUCGAAGCUGGACGGCUACGCGAGCUCGCAGCGGAUGGACAAGCAGCUUCUUCAGUUCGCGCGCGAUACUGUGACUGGAAAGCGAGAUGAAGUCCGCAUUCUGCGCUUCUUAAUCGUGCAGAACUACGGCGAGCACCUGAUCGGAAGCACACGGUCCAAGCCGCCCAACUUCGCGGACGAUGACCUUGACGGCACUGAUCGCGUGGAUCUGAAGGUGGACAGGGAAGAUGCCGGGAUGUUCUUGUCGCUGUCGAACAGGGACAAAGCCACACUGUUCAACCAGCUCGCUAGCAGCGCGAACCCACUGGACGAGCUCGCAGCUCUUGCUCACGAGCACAACAUCGUGUCCAUUUACUCGUACAGCACGCCUCGGAACCAGGAGAGCGAAGACGAAGAGAACUCGUUCAGUGAGAUUUCGAAGGACGCCGUCUCAAGGAUGAGCUUCCCCUUAUCGUUGGUUUACUACAUUCGCGGCGAGAAGUUCCCGGUGAAUCUGGGCAUGCGCCCCAAUCCUGAGGAACGCGAGCUCGCGUUCAAGUUCCGAGUGUCCGGCAGUAACUCGUGCGACCUGACGUGGCAACAGCAGAGGGAUAACGUCAAGGCAUCAACCGGCAACCGCAGCUUGUUUUCGCUACCGAUUCGCCCACUCAAGACGAAAACGAAAAAGGGCAAGGAACCGAAGCUCUUGGCGGUGUACGCAGAUCGCCUGUUCACCGGAGACGAGACCAGGAUGUGGUGCACCAACUGCACGCUGCUGCCUCCGAACAGCGUGUGCUACUACCCGAUCAUGCUGCUGGUCACCGCUCCUCGCCACGCGAACAUUCAGCUCCACAUGGAUGCUGCUGCUGGAGAGAUUCUUCUCGUCAAGGUGGGGGCGCAGGACGCAGUAUUCCCGCGCAAGAUGGCCCUGAAGGUGGAGGUGCUGGCGACAGUCAACGCUGUUCGAGCUGCAUUGUCCGAUGCUCUGAAUGCGACUGUAGGGGCUAGACGCGUAUGCACCUCGGACCUACUUGCACUGUCGGAUGACUCGGCUUUCGUGACGAAGGAGAGCAAGGCCAACGCCGGCCGAUGCAGGUGGCAGCGCUUGGCCAUGAACGAGCCCGACAAGGCGACGUUGGCGGAAGGAGAGACCCCGGCGCGCUUCCCGCAGCUCUACAUGGCCUAGGUAUGUGUUGUGAUGGUGCUUUCUGAUUGUAACUCGAUCUGUGCGUGGAAUUGUCGACAGUGAGGUCAAGUAAUCAAUCUAUCGUCUAUUGCCAAUUUCA
Molecule: messenger RNA, 5647 nt
Organism: Phytophthora sojae
Lineage: Eukaryota; Oomycota; Peronosporomycetes; Peronosporales; Peronosporaceae
Exons: 1
Coding region: 1-5547 (1848 amino acids)
Cellular component (GO): intracellular anatomical structure
Molecular function (GO): RNA binding; ATP binding; nuclease activity
Source: RefSeq, a predicted model, not a curated record